CCAAAUAUCAGUUGUUUACCUUCUACCGCAGGAAGCGACCACUGUUGAGUGCUGGACAUUGUCAUAAAUUUGUAUCUAGUUUUUUUCUCCAAAAUGUCAGAUUCAGAAGAAGACAUUAUUGAAGGCUCUGGCGAUGAGGGGGAGGCGAUGACAGCAUCAGAGGUUUUACAGAAAUUGGAGGAGGCAUGGAUUACUGAGCGGAUUUCACCUACCCUGGAACGUCAUCAGAGCGAACUGGUGGAUUGUAUGCUUGACCAGAUCAAUCAAAUGACUGAAAACCUAAAACGAUGCAAGAAGCAUGACUUUCGAUUAGCUAUUCACAAAAUGGAGAUAGAUCGAAUAAGAUAUAUAAUAAGCAGCUACCUUCGUGUCAGACUUGAAAAAAUUGAAAGAUUUGCUCAUUAUCUGCUGGAGAAGGAAGCCAACACCACAGAGGAGAGCCUGGCAGUCCUCUCACCACAUGAAGUUGCUUAUGCCCGAGACUAUAUAUCAAGUCUUGAAUCGCACUUCCAGUCCCUCGUGUUACAACAUGUACCAGAGAACCUUCGAACUUUUGAUGCUGCCAAGAUGAGUGUAAAGCCCAAUAUGGACAGCUACAUCUUCCUCAGAGCCAAACAGGAGACUCAAGGAGUGUUACUUGAAGACGAGACUGGAGAAGGAAGAGAUGAGGAGGUAGACUUAGAAGAAGGCAGUCAACAUCUGAUGCGCUACAAACCUAUCAGCCACUUACUACACUCUGGUGCUGUCACCCUUAUCUAAGUUCAGCUGUGGUUGCAAUAUUUCUUGGAGUUGUUUUGUGGUCCACACAUCUUGGCAAACUGUAUUUGAAGAUCAUUAUGUACAUAUGUACUAUUGUAAAGUAUUCAAGUGCUGCAUUCAUUGUCUUUGUAAAUGUAUAUGUCCAUUCUCAUAGUUACAGUAUAUGUAGUGUAUUAGUGAUGUAUCUGAUGUUAGACAUCUGCAGAUGUUAAACUUUGACAUCUGUGCGAAUGCAGAUGUUUAUGCAUAAAUGUCUAAGGUGAUAAUAUAAUGAUUAAAAUUCAUAUUUAAUUAAAUAAUUGACUUUUGAUUAUAAAUAUUAAGUAUCCAUUUAAAACUGGCCCAUUUUCUCACAAGUUAAUUCAUUUUAUUUUGUAAUAAUCACUUGCAUGCAUGCUUAUCUUUUUGGACAACUUUUCCCCAUACGACUGUGUGUUACCAGGAUGUGGGACAGGGAUCCAACUCUUCUUGCAGUCCCCAACCUCCACCCAUUGGAAAGUAAUAAACUUAAGUCAAUGCCACAGUUACAUUAAAGAUCAAGUGAAUAGCUGCUGAAGUCUCAGUAUUUGAAUUGAACGAGUAGCAAAUUAUGCUUAAAAAAAAAAAGGUGUUUUCUGCUUUGUCUUCUUGUAGCUGAUUUAGUCUUCCAUCAUAAAUAAGAAAGUAAAAAACCUUGAAAACAGGUGUCACACGGGCAGCACAACUGAGUGUGUAGUUACUGUCGUAUACCUGCUACAGUCAUGGUUUCAUUUGUAAUUCUGUUCAUGUGAGUGAUGAGAAUCAUGAGAAAGUCUUGCUUCAAAUUUCAACAAUAGAAUAUGGUAAAUAGUAUACAUCUGCAUCCCACAGGUGUGAAAGUAGAUGUUAAAUUUUGUGUGGAUGUGACAUACAUCACUAAUAUAUAUACAGUAUACAGUACAUAAUGUACAUUGUUAUAUUCUUCAGUAUGUUCCUGUUACCCUCAGCUUAAUUUCAAUAGCAGUUACUUGAUGUUAAAUUUGUUCUUUGUAUAAAUAAUGUACCAUAUUGUUAGGAACAAUCUGACUGAGCCUUAAAAUACAAUGACAUUGAUGCCAAAUAAGGAAAAAUAUUGUCUUUUAUGCUUAUAACUUUGUAGAAAUUAGUUUAUAUAGUAAAAUUUGUUCUUUCACUUAAAGAAUUCUUAAUUAUCAUAGCCAAAUUCUACCUUAAUUAGGUUAGUUUAAAUUAGUGAUGAUGCAGUUCUUUUAUAGUGUGUGUUGUCUGCCUGAUUGUACUGUACCUACACACAGACCAUUUUAAAUUCAUGCUAUUUCCCAAUAAUCCCAAUUUAGUAUGACAUUCUAUAUAAUACUUUUUUAUGCAAAACUGCAGUGUUUAUAUGGAUGAUCAUAUAGAUAAUCAUGUAAAUGUGAAUAUAUUCUGUGAUACAAUAUAGCUUUUCUUCAUUAAAAAUGCACAAUGCCUUACUCAAUUAG
Homarus americanus (American lobster) is the source of this 2216-nucleotide messenger RNA. It is a transcript of the gene Sld5, whose product is annotated as DNA replication complex GINS protein SLD5-like. The coding region runs from base 94 to 759 and encodes 221 amino acids. The transcript is spliced from 5 exons. Gene Ontology annotation, biological process: DNA-templated DNA replication; double-strand break repair via break-induced replication. The record is from RefSeq and is a predicted model, not a curated record. Lineage: Eukaryota; Metazoa; Arthropoda; Malacostraca; Decapoda; Nephropidae. Gene Ontology annotation, cellular component: GINS complex.